Molecule: messenger RNA, 1143 nt
Organism: Ambispora gerdemannii
Lineage: Eukaryota; Fungi; Glomeromycota; Glomeromycetes; Archaeosporales; Ambisporaceae
Source: the annotation of a GenBank genome assembly
AUGGCUUCCGCAGAACCAAUGCUGUCUCUAUUUAGCUACCCAAGUCCAGCCUCCCACAGUGGUCAUAUCCCACUUCCGACACAACACUUAUCACCAUUUUCUUUGAAUAACAAAUUCCAGCCGACCUCGCACAACACGACUGUAUCAUUCUCGGGCAAUUAUUAUAAUCCCAACAAAUCGAGAGGGCUCUCGGAAACUUUUGGGAAAAUAAAAAAAUGCGAAUUUAAUAAAAUGGAAGGUGAAAGAAUUAUUUCAACAACAAUCACUUCAUCUACUACCAAAUUAGAUAAGUCGGGUAUAAUCACACAACUCUUUUUAAACGAUGAUAGUUUUUCCACCAGAUUAUUUAUCAAUCCAAUGUCUCCAAGUGAAUUUUCAUGGAGCCCAGCUUCUGAAAGUUCAGCCGAGGAAGAAAUCGAAUUAAACGAAGUUAUCUUUAAAUCAUCCGCAUCCUCAUCGUCCUCCUCUGCUCUUGAUGUACAUCGAAUAUCCGCAAAAAUGCUCCAAUCAUCAACAAAAUUACCGCUUAAUUCUAGAUCGUCAAUAAGAAGUUCAUCAAGUCCUUUGCAAAUUUCGUGUCCUCGGCGAUCACAAAGAUCAAAAAAGCCAAAUAAACACGAUCUUAAAGAAGAAAUUUUAGGUCGACGACGUUCUUCUGGUCCAGCAACGCGUCUCAGAGGACAUAAACACAGUGAAGACAAUGAUAAAGAGAAAGAAUAUUAUGAGGCCCGAGCAGCUUCGAUCCCAGAACUUGAAAGCUAUUAUCCUACUAAAUCGAAAACCACAAAUGCUACGCGUGUAGAAGUAAAAGCACUACCUUCCAAAUACGAGGUACUAGGAAAAUGGUCAACGUCACAACGAAAAUCUUUUCUCGUAAAUUAUCUUAAAUACGGAAAAGAUUUCAAACAUAUUGGUUCGGUCUGCAGGAAAUCCAUGAAAGAGGUAGUAGAAUUCUAUUAUUUGUUUAAGCAUACGGACGACUUUCGCACAGCCAAAUCAAUGCGUACAGACGAAGAUGCAUAUUACGCCAGAUUAGUAAAGAUAGAAAGUCAAGCACGGACGUUAAGAAAGACUGCAUUGGUUGGAGGUAGCAUAAAUCAUACACGAAAGGGAAAGAAGAAAAAAAAGACUUCACGUUAUUGA